GUAAAGCUGCUUUUCCUCUAGGUUCUGUCGUACGAUGUUAAAAGAUCAUGAUUUGACAACUCGGCACUCUUUAAAAAAACAACUUGUGCGAAAGAAACAGUUUCUUCCGUCAGCAGUGUGGCGUAAUGCAGUAAGAGGCAUGUUUAUUCAAACUCAGGACACACCAAAUCCAAAUAGUUUGAAGUUCAUUCCGGGGAAGGAAGUGCUGGAGUCGAGGACUAUGGAGUUUUCCACACCAGCUGCAGCAUUUUGCUCACCUCUAGCAAGACAGUUAUUCAAAAUUGAAGGAGUUAAAAGUAUUUUCUUUGGACCAGACUUCAUCACAAUCACCAAGGAGAGUGAAGACCUGGAUUGGAACUUACUGAAACCAGAUAUUUAUGCGACUAUAAUGGAUUUCUUUGCGUCUGGCUUACCUGUAGUUACUGAUGAGGCACCUAGGACCGACACAGCCGCUUCAGAAGAAGAUGAUGAAGUUGUGCUCAUGAUCAAAGAACUGCUGGAUACAAGAAUCAGGCCGACAGUGCAAGAAGAUGGCGGUGAUGUUAUUUAUAAAGGCUUUGAGGAUGGGAUUGUGCAGCUGAAGUUGCAGGGUUCGUGCACCAGCUGUCCCAGUUCCAUCAUCACCCUGAAGAAUGGGAUACAGAACAUGCUCCAGUUCUACAUCCCUGAAGUAGAAGGCGUGGAACAGGUUGUUGACGACGAUGACGACAUGGAGAAAGAAGCAAAUUCUACUUGAGCUAGCAUCACCUGUGGCCAAAUAAGCAUUUACCUCUUGGUGUACGUAAACUCCUUUUGUGCUGAAGAACAACCAAAUCUGCCUUUCUUUUCAGAAGAAUAGUUGCACUUAUAUCUGUGAGAAUGUAUCAUCAGUUUGUCCACUAAUUUAUUAAAUGCCCUGCAUUCAAAAAAGAAUCCUUUUUCUCUACUUUGUGCUAUGUCCUAAGAAAGAAAUGGUGGGCUUUAAAAAUGGUGAUGCAUCUCUCCGUUGUUCUUUCAUACAAAAAAAAUCAAGACUGAAAAAAAGAGAAGGCAGAGGUAAAGUUUCUUGGCUGUUUUUUGUGCAACAGAAAUGCUAAAUGUUUAUUCCCCCAAACCUCCUCAUGGGGCUUGCAGGACUGUCUGCCCUUGCUCUAUAAUUGAGAAAUUCAGGAAUGUUCAUUUUUAUCAAAUUCUGUUGAAAAGCUUUUGAUUCCCAUCAGGUUUUUUGUGUGAAAAAUAACCCAUAACUUCAGCUGUUCAUUUUAAGAGGAUGUAAUAUUGCCAUCGCUUGUGGAAAGUUACCUUCUUGCCACUAGCACUGUGCAAACGAUAGUAACAGAGACAAAAACCGUGAGUUGUUUGUUAUAAAAGUCAUGGCUUUUAAAAUAAAUGUUAGAAGAAGAUGAUCCUUAUCAGCAUUAGUAAGCAGAGAGACUAAUUAGCUUAUUUAGAAGUAAAAUUGUUCAGCCACCGUUAGUGGUCUGUUUAAACUUGCAGAAGGUGAUUCCUCGACAUAAUGCUCCAACAUCAAGAUGAAUGUGCGGUGCUUAAGGGCACAAAUUACAUUUGUAGGAUAGCAAAGAAAAUGAAUGUGUUCACCUGUGCCCCAUCCCGUCUGUUCCUUCUGCGGCGCCGAGGAGCGCAGCGCCUGUGUGACUUGGCUGCCCUGGCUGGGCAAGGGAAGACGUGGCGGAGCAGAACAC
This is a messenger RNA of Egretta garzetta (little egret), 1682 nucleotides long. RefSeq names its product NFU1 iron-sulfur cluster scaffold (gene NFU1). The record is from RefSeq and is a predicted model, not a curated record. Gene Ontology annotation, biological process: iron-sulfur cluster assembly. Lineage: Eukaryota; Metazoa; Chordata; Aves; Pelecaniformes; Ardeidae. Gene Ontology annotation, cellular component: mitochondrion. Gene Ontology annotation, molecular function: iron ion binding; iron-sulfur cluster binding.